Symbiodinium necroappetens is the source of this 813-nucleotide messenger RNA. The record is from the annotation of a GenBank genome assembly. Lineage: Eukaryota; Dinophyceae; Suessiales; Symbiodiniaceae.
AUGCAGGCAGUGCGGCCGGAAACGGUGCGAGGUAUCCGACUGGGCAAGGUCUUGCAUCAUGGGCCCUGGCUAUGGUGGCAUGGGCGUCUGAAAGACAUGUACAGGCACAGCGAAGUGGCGAGCAAUAUUGAUAUGUUUGUGUCACACAGCUGGCAAACACCUGCAUGGAAGAAGUACCUCAACUUACUCAUCCUGCGAAAUGGGCUGCCGGCCAUGGUCUUGGGAACGCUGGGUGCAAGUGUAGCCAAUGUUUUGUCUCAGCAUCUGAUCCUGCCACCUUUGGAAGUUUUGGGUGGUGGCUGGUGCCUGCUGUCUGGGUGCCUCAUCUAUUACUUGACCUUGCUCAGGUGGAGGCCCAGGACCAUACUUUUCUGGGACAGUGCCUGCAUAAAUCAACACGACCCACUAUUGAAAGCAGAGGGUCUUGCCAGUCUGGGUGCUAUACUGAAGCAGUCCAAGACUCUAUUGGUGCUUUGGGAUCAAACGUUCGUGUCCAGGCUUUGGUGCAUGUUCGAAAUGGCAGCUUACUUGCACGGCCGAGCGGACAGUUCGGCAAGUGUGACUGUGCGCUCACCACUAGCCGGAGUCCUUGUGCUCUCUGUGCAUGCCAGCUUGUGCAUGAUCACUUUCCUGUACUUCUUGCCUGCAGAUUCCUUCUUCGAGCCGUCCCAAACUAUGGUAGUCAUUGCUUGCUUAGCAUUGCCGGGUAUCCUGUCUUUUAGCUUCGUGAUAAGCACUGUCCGCGCAUACUGGCGAGACAUCGACACGAUGGAGCAGCACAUGUUGAGUUUUGCAUUGGACAACAGCAAAUGC